AUGACUUUCCACCUGUGUGGUGUUAGCACCACUUACAUAUUAGACAAUUGUAUCCAGCUGUGUGGCAUUGUGGACCCCUAUGACUUUGAUGCAUCUAAUCCUCCAUUCUUAUUCUUUGCAGAUGGGAAUCCAUACACCUGGUGGGUUGGAAAAGCCAAUGAGAAGCACUACUAUUGGGGUGGCUCUGGACCUGGCAUUCAGAAAUGUGCCUGUGGCAUUGAACGCAAUUGUACUGAUCCCAAAUACUAUUGCAACUGUGAUGCUGAUGCUAAACAAUGGAGAAAAGAUGCUGGGCUCUUGUCUUACAAAGAACAUCUACCAGUGAGUCAAGUGGUGGUUGGAGAUAUUGACCGAUCUGGAUCAGAAUCCAAGUUAACUGUAGGUCCUGUGCGCUGUCAAGGAGACCGGAAUUACUGGAACGCUGCGUCUUUCAUUACUCCAUCAUCCUACCUUCACUUCUCCACGUUCCAAGGGGAAACCAGUGCAGACAUCUCUUUCUACUUCAAAACAUCAGCCCCUGAUGGAGUGUUUCUUGAGAAUUUGGGGAAUACAGACUUCAUCAAACUUGAGCUGAAAUCUGCUAUUGAAGUGUCCUUUUCGUUUGAUGUUGGAAACGGCCCAGUGGAGAUCAUUGUCAGAUCCCCCAACCCACUCAAUGAUGACCAAUGGCAUCGAGUCAUCGCUGAGAGGAAUGUCAAGCAGGCCAGUCUGCGGGUGGACCAGCUGCCACAGGAGAUCCGGAAAGCACCAACGGAAGGCCACACACGAUUGGAACUGUAUAGCCAGUUAUAUGUUGGUGCCGCAGGAGGCCAGAGAGGAUUUCUGGGUUGCAUUCGCUCUUUAAGAAUGAAUGGGGUGACUCUGGACUUGGAAGAGAGAGCAAAGGUCACACUGGGGGUGAAACCUGGCUGCUCUGGCCAUUGCACCAGCUAUGGAAUGUACUGUGAGAACGGAGGUAAAUGUGUCGAGAAAUACAAUGGCUACUCCUGUGACUGUUCCAAAACUGCAUAUGAUGGACCAUUUUGCAUAAAAGACGUUGGAGCAUUUUUUGAAGAGGGGAUGUGGCUCCGAUAUAAUUUCCAGUCCCCAGGGAUCAGUGUGAAAGACUUAGUCAGCCGAACUAUGUUGAGCUCUACAGACCAUGAUAACACUGUGCCAGACCUCAGAUUGAAUAAGGAGGCGCUCAGUUUCAGCUUCAGUACCACCAAGUCCCCUUGUGUCCUCCUGUACAUCAGCUCUUACACUCAGGACUAUAUGGCAGUGCUUGUCAAGCCAUCUGGAAACUUACAGAUUCGAUACAACCUUGGAGGCACUGGAGAGCCAUAUAACAUUGAUGUGGACCACAGAAACAUGGCAAAUGGACAGCCACACAGUGUUAAUGUCACACGGAAUGAAAGGGACAUAGUUCUCCAGCUUGAUCAUUAUCCUCCAGCAAGUUACAGCCUGCCAACAGCUUCUGACACUCAGUUCAACUCCCCAAAGGCGCUCUUCCUGGGAAAAGUUAUAGAAACUGGGAAGAUUGACCAAGAUAUCUAUCAAUACAAUACACCAGGAUUCACUGGCUGCCUAUCUAGAGUGCAGUUCAACCAGAUUUCCCCACUCAAGGCAGCCCUGAGACCUACCAACACCUCCUCUCACGUCCACGUUCAAGGGGAGCUAGUGGAAUCCAACUGCGGAGCAUCUCCGUUGACCAUCCCACCAAUGUCUGCAGCCACUGACCCCUGGCAUUUAGAUUCAGCCAGUGCUGAUUUCCCAUACAAUGGUCAAGCUAUAGGAGAUGGAGUUAACAGGAACUCAGCCAUUAUUGGAGGUGUCAUCGCCGUUGUGAUCUUCACCAUCCUUUGCACGCUGGUGUUCCUGAUACGCUACAUGUUCCGUCACAAGGGAACCUACCACACCAAUGAGGCCAAGGGGGCGGAGUCUGCUGAGAGCGCUGAUGCAGCCAUCAUGAACAAUGACCCCAACUUUACGGAGACCAUCGACGAGAGCAAAAAAGAGUGGCUUAUCUGAGAGUGUGCGGAGGGGGUUGGAAGCAGGGCCAGGGUGGGGUUGGGGAUGACUCUCUUAGCAAGGAGAGAACGCUCUACUUCAGACUUUUGGGCACAUCUAGUAAAAAGAUCAGCAAAAAUGAAGGAGCAAGCAACAGGCAAAACUGAUGAGACUGGAAACCAGGAUGACACACACACAUUUAAGAAAAGUACUUUUUAAUAUUCAUUUGCAAUGAAUUGCCCCAUCUGUAUCCAAACAACAACAAACAGCAGCUUUUAGAGCUUCAGCAUUGGUUAAAAUUUGUCAGUAAUAUCUGUCUUUUCUGUGUGUGUUUAGAGGUGUUCUAAAUACCCAUGAUGAUAACAGGGCCAGUUUUCUACAUUUUUUAAAAGCCCUUUAGAAUGUGGAUAUUUCUGUCUUGAGAACAGCUUACAAAUCGACACAUCCUCAAAGUGUUCUUUUCAGUCACUCAUAGUCAGUUCCAGACAAGUUCUCAUAAUACCCAUAAUACUCGUUCACGUAUUGUUUCAUUUGGUGGUGUUUGAAUUGGGGCUUAAAAGUUCUAGGGGAGAAAGUGGGGGAGGGAAAAGAGGAUCAAAUUAUAUUUGCCAAUUUUCAAAAUGCUACCAUCUUGUGCCAACACUUUAAGAGUCCCACUUUGGCACAGGCAUUUCAAAACGUUGAUUGUGUAUAGUACUUAUCAGCAAUGUAAAAAUAUAAUUAUUCUGAUGAUAGGAGAGGAGUAAAAGCACAGGAAAAUUUUUGUUUUGGUUUGUUUAUUUAAAUCUGAAUGAGUCUGUAGACCUAGUUUGAGUCUGUAGACUUAAUCUGUUUCUGUAACUUUGGCUAUAAUGUUGCUGACCUGAGGCCACAUGGCGGUUUCAGUUUAAACUCAGCUCUGCCUGUGAUAUAUUGGCAUACACUGUAUGUAGGCAUAAGCGUUGUAGUUGGAAAUUAGAGUCAGACUUUGUUUGCUUUUGUUUCUCUGCAUAGGCUGUCACAGAACUAUUAGUACAGUUCUAAGGAAUGCAUUUGAUCCAACAGUUUUCACAUAAUACUUUUCUGUCGCUGGCAUAGCAAUUUAGUUUGUUCUUUAAAUCUUUGGUUUAAAUUCCUUUGUGAAGAAAGUCUCUGUCACAGUGUUCUCUCAGGCAGUAAGGUAAAUCAAGAGGCUUAAAGAGUCCUGCUCUUAGAGAGGGCAGCAGAAACACACAGCAUGAGAGCAGAGGUCCUUUUUUUAAUAAACAGAUUUGCCUGAUCAGUUUCACUGUCUUUGUGGAGUAAUGACUAAGGACUGCAAAGGCAAUAUCUAGUGCUUCAGGGAUCACAAUCUCUCAGACCAGCUGAAUGUCAGGCAUGUCACUGAGAAAGAGGCAGUCAGUUUGCACAGAGGG
This is a messenger RNA of Chelonoidis abingdonii (Abingdon island giant tortoise), 3383 nucleotides long. The record is from RefSeq and is a predicted model, not a curated record. NCBI's taxonomy places the organism in Eukaryota, Metazoa, Chordata, Testudines, Testudinidae.